Molecule: messenger RNA, 1332 nt
Organism: Orbilia oligospora ATCC 24927
Lineage: Eukaryota; Fungi; Ascomycota; Orbiliomycetes; Orbiliales; Orbiliaceae
Exons: 6
Coding region: 1-1332 (443 amino acids)
Cellular component (GO): Swr1 complex
Molecular function (GO): nucleosome binding
Source: RefSeq, a predicted model, not a curated record
AUGGUCAAGGCUUCGGCGAGUCAGCCGCGGCUUUCCAACGUCCUCGUCUUUGACAAUGGCGCAUCCACCAUCAAGGCUGGAUUUGCGGCUAGAAACACCGACCUUUCAGACUGCACCGUAGUUCCCAAUUGUAUCGCACGCUCCCGGGACCGGAGACUCUACAUCGGAAAGCAACUUGAGAACUGCAAGGAUUUCGGGUCUAUAGUAUUUCGGCAGCCUGUGGAGAAGGGAUAUAUUGUCAAUUGGGAAUCUCAAAAGGAGAUCUGGGAUAGGCUGCUUCUCGACGACGAAUCGCCUUUGAAGUGUGAUGCGAAAACAACCACCCUAAUUCUUACCGAAGCGCCUAAUGCGCCAACUCCGCUUCAAACCAACGUUGACCAGAUAAUUUUCGAGGAAUACGAGUUCGGUGCUUACUAUAGAUGCCCCGCAUCGCAGUUGGUUUCUUGGAACGACAUCGGCCAACUCUUCGACCCGGGGACACAGACCCAGCAUAAUGCCGCAGAAUGUGUCCUGGCCGUCGACUGCGGUUAUAGCUUCACUCAAGUGAUCCCCGUUAUCAAUGGAAAGCCCUAUCAAGCAGGUAUUCGACGUAUCGAUGUUGGCGGGAAAGUUCUUACAAAUUACUUGAAGGAAAUGUUUUCUAUUCGCCAGCUUAACAUGAUGGAUGAAACAUACAUUGUCAAUGAAAUCAAAGAGAGCUGUUGCUAUGUUUCCAGCGACCCUAAACGAGACCUCGAUAUUUGCAAACGGAAGAAACGGAAUGGUAUUGUUAAAGAAUAUGUUCUCCCGGACUAUAAAAAUUUGCACAAAGGUAUACUACGAGAUGUGCCGGAAAGAUACCACUUAGGCAAAGAUAUGGAACAGACUCUACUUGUCGGAAAUGAAAGGUUUAUGGCGCCAGAGCUGCUGUUCCAUCCUGGCGAUGUGGGAUAUCGGCAAGCUGGCCUCACCGAGAUCAUCAUGAAAUCCAUUGAGAGCGUCCCGGAAGAACACAGGGCGUUGUUGCUAGCGAACAUUGUACUUAUCGGUGGCAAUGCUCUGCUAAAAGGGUUGAAGGAACGUUUGGAAGCCGAGUUGAUCCCCAUGGCUCCGGAGAACCAUAUGGUUCGGAUUAGUAUUCCCGAGGAUCCUAUUAAAUUCGCGUGGCAAGGUGGGGUGGCGCUUGGAAACAACAAGACAGCAUUAGAGCAGCACCGAAUAACGAGGGCGGACUAUCAAGAACACGGGGCUACAUGGCUGGCAAAAAGAAUGCUGGGCCAACAGGCGCCCAUAAUCCAGACAGCAGGUAGCGCAGCCACGGUCCCCAACAAACGACGACGCUCUCCGGGGUAG